CGCAGGGUCGAGGCAGUGGUCCGCGUGACAUCCAAGUGAUCAGUCAGCCUCCCGCACCUCCUCCUCUUCUACGCCUCCUUCUCUGACCCUCCCUCUGCAGCAGUCCUCGCCGCCACCGCCGCCAUGGUCGCGCUUCAAGUGGUGAUCUGUGUGUCUGUCCUCCUUGUGCAAGGUGCCUCUGGUUCAGGAGGCUCCGAGUGGACCUAUACGGGACAGCAUGGACCUCUUCACUGGGGCUCCAUGUUCCAGUCCUGCGCAGGCAGCCGUCAGUCCCCCAUCAACAUUGAGACCCUGAACGUGAAGCAGGAAUACUGGAAGCCCCUGCGUCUCAAGAACUACGAGAAGGCGCCCUCCAAGAUGCGUGUCAAGAACAAUGGCCAUUCAGCCCAGGUGGAGAUCGACGCCCCCGUGGCCCCAAGAGUGACUGGUGGAGGACUCAAGGGUGAAUACAUCUUUGCCCAGUUCCACUUCCACUGGGGGGCAGACUCUACUCGCGGCUCUGAGCACACCAUCGACGGCGUCAGGUACCCCAUGGAGCUCCACAUGGUGCACUACAAGGGUUCCUACGGCACUCUGGGUGAGGCUGUGAAGAGGAGGGACGGCCUGGCUGUGCUUGGCGUGAUGCUCGAGGUAUCCAGCAAUGAUAACCCAGCCCUUGCUCCCCUCGCCACUGCCCUUCUCAACGUGACUGAUGCUGAUAUGUUCGCUGAGAUUUCCGCCAUGUACCCACUGAAGGCCUUCCUGCCGCGUAACAUCGAGAAGUUUUACCGAUACGAAGGUUCCCUCACCACCCCGACUUGCAACGAGGUGGUCACGUGGACUGUUUUCGACGAGGCUAUCUCCAUCUCUGAGCGACAGCUGAACAACUUCCGUGCCAUGAUGGAUCCCCACGGCGGCAAGAUUGUCGACAACUUCCGCCCGCCCCAGCCACUCAACAACAGGAAGGUGUUCGUGUCCGCCGAGAGCAGCGCUGACUCCUCCACCAUGAAGAAGGUCGGGCUCACUUUCUACUUCAUGACCUCUAUGGCAGUGCUCAUGAUGAAUAUGUAAAUGCCUUUCCUCCUCCACCUCCACCAUCACAACAACCUCUUCCUGCAUUUUCUCCCUCCCCACUCUUCCUCCUCCUCCCUCCGGUGCGGGGGCGGUGGAGGGGCGGCAGGGGUGAGGGGUGUGGGUGCAGGGCGUGGUGUCUCUGGCCACUUCUGUGACGUCGGUGCCUCGCGCACACUUCUGCGUCACCCAGUGGAAGGAGAACCGACGGAGAACCGAAGAGGUGAACCGCUGCCAUCAUCACCAUCACCACCAUUGUCGCCACCAUCAGUAUUGUUAAUAGUGACUGAAGUUUUUACGUUGCCCCAGUACCGAGUAAUCUACUCAUGAACCGGCCGCUUCACACACUCACUCACUGUAUGAAGCUCCGAAUCUGAGACACUUUUCAUUUUUUUUCUUUUUUCAAUGUCAUUGUUCUAUGUCUUUCAAUUUACUCAAGACUACGAGAAAUAAGUUCAAGGAGUAUGACGAAGCAAGGAUGUGAACCAGAAAGAAACACUGCAAACGAAGAAGAAGAACAAGAACAAGAAGAACAAGAACAAGAACAAGAAGAAGAGAGAGAGAGAAAAAAAUGUAUCUACGUAGUUGAUCAGACAAGUUGACUCGACUCUUGUUUCGAAGCAGCGACUCGAAACGCGGUUCACUUUUCCCAUGGUACUCAAAUUUGUUCCCUUCCUCAUUAAAUGCCAGUAAUUAUGUGAGGCCAGUACUUACCAAAUUGAUAUACUGUACAUACACACACACACACACACACACACACACACACACACACACACUCUCGCCUUGUUGUUAACGCACACAUUCCCACUUGUGUGCGUGUGUACGUUUGUAUGUGUGUAUGUAUGUAAACGUGUUAUUCAGCAAAAUGUUAUGGCAUUUCAAUUUACACGAAUUUGUACAUAUAUAUAUUACGGCCAGUGCUAAUGACUAGUCCCCCUUCCACCUGGUGUGUGUGUGUGUGUGUGUGUGUGUGUGUGUGUGUGUGUGUGUGUGAGUUAGUGUGGCGUGCCAAAUAAGCUCAAAUAUUUAAUAGACUCUCUCUCUCUCUCUCUCUCUCUCUCUCUCUCUCUCUCUCUCUCUCUCUC
Molecule: messenger RNA, 2135 nt
Organism: Portunus trituberculatus (swimming crab)
Lineage: Eukaryota; Metazoa; Arthropoda; Malacostraca; Decapoda; Portunidae
Product: carbonic anhydrase 7-like
Exons: 8
Coding region: 124-1050 (308 amino acids)
Cellular component (GO): plasma membrane
Molecular function (GO): zinc ion binding; carbonate dehydratase activity
Source: RefSeq, a predicted model, not a curated record